UAAAGGGGUCCUUCGCUUGGGUCCUUGGUAAACGUGGGAGACGCGAAAAUGUGAAGUUGUUUUGAACAUAGACGACCCGUCGUGGAGUUUGUGACACUAAGAUAUGAAAGUUCUCCGUUUUCAGAAUAAAACGUAACGGCUGCCUGGGUAUCGGUGGGAUUUUUCUUACUAUGAUGCCAGGGGAGAAUCAGUCCAAAGCGUUGGCAAUCGCCGCGGACGCGACGACUGGAAACUGUCAAAACUGCUCUGUUUUGCAGCAGACUCUGGCUGAAUAUGUGUCUUCAUUCCUGGCACUAAAACAGAAGAUAGCGGUUUCAGAUGACACAAUCAGGCUUCAGCAGCAGCUGGAAGAGCUUCAGAUCCGACUGGUUACUCUGGAGAAAAAGACGGCUGAUUAUGAAUCGGUGCAAGCAGAACUGGAAGAAAAGAAGAGUGCACUUAAGAUGUAUGAACAACUAUCUGAAGAGGUGGAAAAACUGAAGGUGGAAAAAAGCAAGACAAUAGCAGAGAACAAAAAGCUUGAAGACCAGCUAAAAAAUGUUAAAGAUUUGGCAGACAAACAAACACUUGAAAAUGCACAGCUGAAAAGAGAAAAGGCUGUGGUGGAAAACGAUUUGCUGAUAUCUCAGACAUCCUUGCAGAAAUCUCAGGCACAAGCAGAGCAAGCUGAAAAACUCAUGGAUGAAAACGCCAAGAUGACAAGCACAAAGGACCACCUUGAAAGUAAAAUCAGAAUUCUUGAAGAUUCAGUUUGCCAACAGAAGCAUCAAAUUUCCCAACUGACCAAAGAGAAGACCAUACUAGAGAAAAAUAUCAACGAUCUACAGGUGAGACUGAUGAAACUGGAAAGGGAAAGGAACAAAGAAUACAGGAGCACAACAACUCAAGCAAGUGCACCUGCAGAGCCUAAAAUUGACAAAGAAAAGUUCCGGAUGUUGCUAGAGAACUUGUGGGCAUGUGUAGACCCAGAGCAGGAGGAGUCUGUAAACCAGCUGCACUUUCCCGAGUCCAGAGUUCCUCCUUCCUCUCCACAAGCCACACUGCACUCUCGUGAUGCCAUCAAGCACAAAGCAUCUCUUCAGUGCUCUGGUGAAAGAAAGCAGGCAGGCACUCCAAAAAAGAGCAAGCGAUCACCUAAGGCACGCAAAACUGCUGAGUCAAGUACGGAGAUGGACACAUUAUCUCUUGAAGAGAUAAUCAGAUUGUUUAAGCCCAUGCCUCCCAGUAUUUCACCACUUCCAGAUUUGGACACUGAGGUGGAAUCCAUGAAAAUGGAGGUUCGAGAAAAUGAAAGUCAUUCUAAACCCUGUGAGGACCGCCCUGCUCUUAAACAAGAGCAGACCUUAGACGUCGCAACAUCACCAUCAAGCCAAAGGAGUCCAAAAUCGGCUGCACUUCAAACGGAGGGGAAUGCAGACUUUUCGGUAGUCACAGAUGAGGGAGAGGGGGAAAUUUCCAAUGAAAAGGACUUUGAACAAACCAAGUUUGGCGGCAUUCCUAAAGUUAUUGACAAAAUCGCUACAGAUAUGAGAGGAAUACAUCCUCAAAACGACAUGCUGAUUGAACAGGAGCCAUCAUCUGCACAGCUAUCACCACCAUCAUCCUCGUUUUCCACAUCAAGCUUUACGGGAUUGAUUGAGGCUGUGCCAUUACCCACUGAAAGUACACUUCUAUCCUGUAAUCCUGGCAUCAGUAGAAUCUCUGAAAAUGAAAAUGCCUUAGAAGAUGCAAAUAGUGAUCUCUCAGAGACUGUAACAAGCAUGGAUGUUGACAUGAGCCCUAGUGACAUUACUGAUAACAAAACAGUUGCUCCUGAUGGUGGAGAGUCAGCCCUAAUAGGUGACUCUAUGGAAGGCAUCGUGGUUGCAGCUACACAAAAUAGUUCAGACAUUGAAAAAAAUACUCUGGAUUCUUUUAAACUUCAGGACAGUACACGGUCUGGCUGCAAGGACUCUGAUAUACCUGAACAUACUCCAAGUUCAUCAGGCAGCAGUGACAGCAUCACUGCUGUCUCUAAUGAACAUCUUGAAGAGAAACUGGAAGUUGAUGAAAGCAUCAAACUUCUUGGGAAGGAGGAUGGGAAUGCACAGGGGACUGUAGCAGCUUGUCCUGCAUCAUCAACCUGUAAUAAUAUACCUCCACCCCCUUCAUCUCCGUUGUUAAAGAAGGAAGACGACCAGUCCGGUGCUGAUCAGGAAUCUGGCCAAGCAAAUGUUGAACCUCUUAGAAAAAAGGAUGCUGACAUAGACAUAGUGACCAACUUCCAAGAAACAAAUACUGUAAACUGUGAAUCUCUGAAAGAAAGUGCACAUUCUCUUUGCAAGCAAGUGAGUCCUUCCUGCCUUUUACCCUCUAUAAAGCUGCAGGCUUUGGAUAGUCAUCCAGGAAAAUUGAACGUUGAUGUUAACAUAGACCACGUCUCAACAAACAAACCAAUUCCUUUUCCAAAUUUAGAGAAAGAAUGUGACAUUGAAAAAGCUACUGUUGAAGAUCUUCCUCAGCACAAAAUACACACCAGUAGUAGUACGUCAUUGGAGACGAUGCCUGAUUCCCCAGAGACAAAUACUGUAAACUGUAAAGCUGCAAAAGAAGACAGACAUCCUCCUUGCAGCCAGUUGAGUCCCUCAUGUCUUUUGCCCACUGUAAAGCUGGUAUCUUUGGACACUCAGCCAAACCCAGGAAUAUUGGAUGCUGAUGUUCAGACAGAAAUUAUUUCAACAAACAUACAGUCGCCUUCUUUCAGUUUAGAGGAACAAGGUGUCACCAAAAGUGCUACUAAUGAAGACCAGGCUCAGGAUAAAAUGAAGGGAGGUGAUACUACUCCAUUAAUUCAGAAUCCUGCUGCAGAAGGACAAGAUAAAUCUUUGGAUUUGCAAAUGGUAGAGCCUGAAAAUCUAGUAAGAGAGGAAAAAACUACCUCAGGAGAAAGUUCAGCUGAAGCUCAGGCUCCAGAGUGCAUAAGCAAUGUUCGUGGCGAAAUGGGUCCUCCACUUCCUCGUCUCCUUACCCCUUUGAAGACUCCUCCAAAGGUCAGCAGAUCUAUCAACCCAAGGCAGGCUAUUGGGAAACUCUUAUUUCCUUCACCCAUGGAUGGAAUUGAAUCUCCUACUUCACCUACUCAGACCAACAGAACACCGAACCGUCAUCAGCUGAGUUCUUUAUCCACAAACAGCCCACUCCCUCUAAAUGGAGUCCCCUCAUCACCACUUCAGUUCGGCUCUGCCACGCCUAAACAUGCUGUGCCAGUCCCUGGUCGCCUACCUUUGACAGCAAUGAGUUCUCCUUCAUCAUCCUCAGCGACGCCAUCUCAGGAAAAUUCCAUGAGAUUUCUCGACACCAUGUAUCCAGAGCUCUCUGCCCGGGCUCGUACUCUGAGCAUUCUUCGAGGCAAUGUCAAUCUCAACAUUUGCUCAUCCGAGAGCGGAACAUUACCGACAACCGACAGUCAGAAGUCUAGCUUUAAAACUAUAAACUCCACUUCAACGGCCUUCACAAAGACUGAAGUGAGGGGAGAAAAAAGGCCUGCCAUCGGUAUGCCGCAGCCUAAAAGCAGUAAAUGUCUCAGGCUUGACCAGGCUGCUGGUGUGACUCACAAUCAGGUGCUUGCGUCCUCUUCAAAAAGUGGAGACGACACCUCAUCAGCCCAGAAUCUGACACUAGAACAGCUGAAAACUGAGACAAUCUCUUCAUCCCUGAAAUCUGUAGAACAUCCACAGAAAAAUCUUAUAGUUAACUCUUUAAGGAAAAUUGAAGACCAGUGCUUUGAUCUGCUGCCUGUGAUCCGGAGCCAUCUGCAUGUUGGUAACCUUCCCAAAAAGCCCAUCUUAAGAGAUGAGGAGAAGGAGGUCAUCGCUGAGGUUUGCCAGAGCAGCUCAGCAGAUGACAUGACUGUGGCCAUCCUGAACAAACUGAAAGCUGGGAAAAUGGACCUGAGUGGAAACCACGUGCAGGCCCUCUGCAGAGUCUACACUGGGAUCUGUAGGAAGAGGAGAGACGUGGAAAAGGCUCGUGUCCUGGCCUACAGCCUCCUAAUAGAAGAUUUUCCAGAUUCUGCGAAGCUGAUUUUAUUUAUGGUGACAACAUGGCCCAACCUUCUCACACACACCAGUUCUCUGUCCCAAGCCAUUCAUGCCGUCACCAAACUAAGAGCACCAGAAGAGCUUCUCAGCUGCCUUUUAGCAUUUCUUGGUUGGAACAAGACUCCUCCCUGUGACAUUGACGAGCUGAUCUCCAGAACUCUGUCUGAGAUCAGAUCGGGAUCAAAUUUGUCCUUCACAAAACACAGUCGGUACGGGGAGGACCUUGGAGCCGAGGCUUGGGAACACGUCUAUGCACUGCACCUUCUUUGUACAAACAAGAAGUGGAAGUGGACCUAUGAUAAUUUACUAGGCAAGGAGUUGUGGCCACUGAUGAACAGUUGGGUAACAAGACAGCAACAACAGCCCAUCUCUGAUGUGGCUGUCGCUACUGUGCUCCGACUCAUAGGAUGCCUUGGUCAGCUGGGGCUGAAGGAGAAGUGUAUUUCUACUGUGGUCACUAUUGCCAAUGUCAUCAAUACAUUUGGUAGGCAUGGACCAGCUGAAGGUGUGCCAUGGGAGGUGCAAUUAGCAGCCGUCUACUGCAUCUAUGACCUGUCUCCGUGCAACCCCAAACAAGCCCUGGAAGCCCUUGCAGAAUGGAGAGGAGAAACAUCUCAAAGUGUCCCUCCUGCUGUCACUAGCUGCAUUAACCAACUAGCCUCUAUUUGUAGACAGGCCAACAGCUGAAGUGCACAAAUCCACAGACAUGACAGUCUGUCCCCUUUUUUUGGAAACGGAUGCAUAAAUUGGCGCUGAUUUAAACUUACUGGGUGACUCACAAGCAGUUAGAAAUUGGUGGUUCUAAAAUUUUAAAACGUCCAGCAGACUGUUUUUUUUGUUUUAAUUUUUUUAUGUGCACUUCUACUCUAAAAUUAUAUAAAAAUGUUUAUAUUUCUGAAUUUUGUAGCAGUUUUUGUUUUUUAAAUUGAAACUUUGCCUGUAGCAAAUGUACUGGUAUAACUUCUGUUAUACUCGGGUUAAUGCUGUAAAGUCUGUACAGUGUGCAUAUGUGUGUUGUUGCUAUGUAUGUUUCUCUGCUGAAGUUUACAGUUGUAGCAUCAAUGUCUGUAUUCAUGAAAAAUAGGAUUGCCAAAGUAAAUAUGUUGUACAGUUAAAAGCUUGAGAGAUUAUUUAAUUGUUUUGGGGGGCGGUUUUCAAAUUAAAAUGUCCGAAUUUUGACCCAA
Oreochromis niloticus (Nile tilapia) is the source of this 5263-nucleotide messenger RNA. It is a transcript of the gene ice1, whose product is annotated as KIAA0947-like (H. sapiens). Lineage: Eukaryota; Metazoa; Chordata; Actinopteri; Cichliformes; Cichlidae. The record is from RefSeq and is a predicted model, not a curated record. The coding region runs from base 171 to 4766 and encodes 1531 amino acids. The transcript has 21 exons.